AUGUCAGCAAUAUACAUCUCGUCUGGAUCCUCUGUGAGCUCGUCUGAUGGGCCUGGCAGCUCAUUGGGAUGGCUCCAAAGCUCCGCCAGUAGCCCUAGUGGCUCAUCACUAUCUUUGAGUACAAAAGGCUUGACGACCGCCUCCUCCGCUUCCAUCUCUUUUGCCUCCCCAGCUGUCUCUUCGUCUUCCGCCCCUUUCCCGCAAUGGUCUCCACCGGAGGUUCAUGCCGCUUUCAACGGAUCUUCGAAUUCGUCUGGGUUCCCAAAGUUCAACGUCGAUCAGAAAGAGAAGAACGUGCCUGGAAUCACCGCUUCAGCGUCAUAUUCAGCCUCUGGGGCCUUCAGUUCCGCAAUUCCCGCUUCCAUUACGUCCAUGAGAAACCCGUUCAACGUCACUAAACCGUUAAAUCAAACGAACGUCUGUGGUGGACCCGUCUCUAUUGCCUCGAGUCUGAUCACAUCAGGGCUGUUUCCCGCCAAUGACUGCUUACCCCUCAACUGGGACCAAGGAGUCUUGGACAUGCCCUAUGGGGGAAAUUGUUCGAUGAGCCCUGGCUUUGAUGGAUACAACGCCAAAUCAUGCUCGUGCGUGAACAGUGCCGCUAAGUGGUAUCACGACUACGCCACCGCAACGGUUACUUCACAACAGUGUCAAUCGAGCUACGACUUGUAUGAAGCUCUGGAUAUUCAGACUCUGGGAUGUUCUUACAAUACUAUCACGGAGCUGGCAACCCCGUACCCUGCUCCGACGAGCUGCUGCGACAAAUGUGAAGUGGCCGCCAGCGCCGUGCAGCUCGUUUACUGGCCACCUGCAGAUGCCCCAUCAAACUCUUCGAGCGGAACAAAUACUACCGGCUCAAGUAAUUGGAAUGUGACUGCAGCGCCAGUACAAUCAGCGGCAUCUUAUGGCAUCGUCGAAAAUGGAUUCACCUUCAUCUCGCCCUCAGUCUAUGUCAUCUACAGCUCAAUACAAGCCUCAGCAUCGUGUGUGGCGCUGUUCAACAGCCACAUACCCAUAGGAUCAGCCUAUACUGCAGUCACUCGUGCCUAUGACCCCAACGGACUCUCUACUGCAAUCUGCGAGGCUGAGAACAUGGGUGCGGGCAUCGAAUAUUGUAUCUCUCCUGUAGCCGACCAGAACAAUCCCGCGUACUGCUUUCAGGGCAUCGACAACGGCUGGAGGCAAAUCGAUUUUUCGGAGCUCUACGAUCCUCCGCCGGCUUCAGACCUCCUUACCAGAUAUCAGUCUUGCUUUCCGGGACAUUCCAUCAGUGCCGAUUUCGCUUCCAUGAUGUUCGUGAAGCCCCAGCUCGCUUUUCCGCCCGACGUUACGGACAUCGAUCCGGUGUGGGCGACUUGGGGUGGAAGCACUUGCACGCCGGUCAAUUUAGGCGUCUACGAUCCACCGCGGGUGCUGCAGAAAGCUACCGCUCUCGCACCUGUGCCGACGCCGGCUGCAGAUCCACAGGCUGAAAAAGCACCUCCGUCUCCAGCGGCAACUUUGAAGUCUCCUGUCGCUGCUCCCACCACGGCUGCAACUAGCGCUGAACCUAACAACGGCGUGAAAGCAAACGAUCCCGGUAGCAAUAAUGCGGGGACGGCAACGCCUACCACUGCGCAGUCUGACCCAGUGGCUGCUGUUGUGGAUCCUGUUGAUCCUUCAGUCGUUGCGCAGAACGAAGGCUCGCCAGCGACUGGAAACAGUAAUGUCGUAAAAGCAGGCUCGAAUUCGAAAUCAAACUCGGAUCCAGUGGCUGCUGUUGUGGAUCCGGUGAAUGGUUCCGUGGGUGAGCAAAACGAAAGUCCACCAAACACUGCAAACAGUGGUGCAGUGAACGCAGGCUUGAGUUCAGACCCGAACUCGGAUCCGAGCUCUGGCAACUCUAACAGCGAUCCUGGGGCUUCUGGAGGGGGAACUACGCCAGUCGAUACAGAGAAGCAGUCAGGGGCGAAUGCAGCGACGAACCCGGGAACUGAUCCCAGCACCGACUCUGCAACUGGGAACAAUGACCCUUCCACUGCUCCUAUCACUCUCUUACCUCAGCAGCCUGUAGAUACGGCAAAGGAGAACGGCGGUACCAGCGCUACUAGUGGAAAAACUGGGAAUGCGGUUGGUGGUGCCAACGGAGGCUCGAAGGGCGGCAACAGUGGUAUCACGAAUGGAGGCACGAGUGGAGGAACCAGCGGCGGUACGACUGGAACUAAAGAAGACACCAGUGGAGGCACUGAUAGCGGGUCGAAUGGCGGCAUAAACGAUGGUACCAGCGGCAGUCCGAACGGCGAUGGUAACACCAAUCCAGCACCCAUUGCCUCAGUCAACAGCCAACCGAUCACCAAAGACACUUCGGGAAACAUCCUGCUCUCUGGCUCAACAUUGGCACCAGGCAGCACAGCCAUCUUCUCCGGCCACACCAUCGCCAACGCCCCUUCUGCCGUCAUAAUGGACGGCUCCACCUACGCUCCCUCCCCCACCACACCUUCCGCACCCUCACUCCUCGUCAACAACCAACUUCUGCAACUGACCAAUGGCGGCUUGAAGAUCGGAUCUCGGACCCUCGUCCCGGGCACCCACACCACGAUGGACGACCACGUGAUAGACUACGCCAAUCCAAGCCAGGUGAUCGAAGACGGCGUCACUCACAACCUCGCUCCUGUCUCCUCUUCCAAUCCGCUCGUCCUCAGCGGUCAAACCCUGUCACGAGCUACAGACGGCGGUCUCAUAACAGCCGGCACGACCAUCGCACCCGGCAGUGCAGCCGCAAUAGGCGGCCAUGUCUACUCCCUCGCCGGCUCCUCGAGCCUCAUCAUGGACGGCAAUACCUACGCCCUUCCAGCAGCCACGGAUGCAUAUCAAAUCCAAGCCGCUACCUCUUCCCCCCCACCAAUCGUAGCACCCGGUCCUCUGACCCUCGCAAACGGCCUCGUCGUCACAGCUCAACCGUCCACCUCUCCAGACACACCGCAGAACUACCUCCUCCCAAACGGCGCCUCCCUCUCCGCCGACGGCAGCGCUGCCGUGUAUUCCGGCACAACAUACUCCGCCCUCCCGUCAAACGCCGGCAUCGUAGCAGCCGACCCAUCCGGUUCCUCCACCCUCGCCAUCCCCACCGUACCGCCACCCGCCACGCCAUCCAUCCACACAGCAGCCGGCGCGACAUUCACGCCCCAGCCCUCCGGCUUCGCAAUCGGAGGCACCACCCUCACGCCCGGCGGCCGAGCCCUGACCACGUCGGGAACGAUCGUCAGCCUCGGCACGGGCGGGACCUUCGUCCUGGCUUCCUCGCCCACGGUCCUGCCACCCCAAAGCGUCUUCGCCGCCGCCGGCGCCGCCUUCACGGCCCACGCGACCGGAUUCGUCCUCGGCGCCAAGAGCUUCACCCCCGGCGGCGCGGCAUACACGAUCGACGGCACCGUCGUGUCGCUCGGCACGGACUCCGUCCUCUCCCUCGGCGGCACGGCGUACCGUCUCGGUCCGCAGUCCGUCUUCACGCUCGCCGGGCACACGUCCACGGCGGCGGCGACGGGGUUGGGCGGCGCCGUCGCGUCCGGGUUGAGGGGGGUGGGGUUUCAAGGCGCCGCCGCUGCGCGGGGGGCUGACGCGUGGGGCGCUGGGCUGGGGUUGGGGGUCGCGGUCGCGGCGGUUGUGCUGUGA
Letharia lupina is the source of this 3651-nucleotide messenger RNA. RefSeq lists its product as uncharacterized. NCBI's taxonomy places the organism in Eukaryota, Fungi, Ascomycota, Lecanoromycetes, Lecanorales, Parmeliaceae. The transcript is spliced from 3 exons. Bases 1 to 3651 code for a protein of 1216 amino acids. The record is from RefSeq and is a predicted model, not a curated record.